AUGGAGACCUUUACUGAACCCCUAGAUGAGUCCCAAGUGAAAGAAGAUGAACCAUCAAGCAUCCACUUUUUAUCAUACAUGCCACCUGAAUAUGAAUUUUUCAAGUUUCACGAAGAGUGUGAUAAAGAGGAAUCAUUGGGACAAGAUAACACAAAAAGUAAUGCAGAUGUCUGUGAGCAGGUUGAAGAUGAAAUCUAUGAAGGUAUAUCAACAAAUGUCCCUAUUUUGAUGAAAUCACAAUCUAUGCCUUAUGAAGUAUUCAAGGUUCAAAGCAAUCCUCCUUUUGAAUCUUUAAAUCAAGAAGACUUCCCUAUCAAAGAGGAUAGUUCUGGGAACUAUAUCAGGAAUGCAGAGAUAAAUGAGGUAGGGGAUGAUCUAAUGAAGGAAGCCCAUGAAGUUGAGUCUCAUCAUGUUUGUAUUCCAGAUUGGUGUUUGAAGGCUUCAGAUGAUGACUUCCCUUAUGGUAAAAGUGUGAACAUUGCACUUCAGAUUGCAAUAGCUUUGCAGUACCUGCACGUAGAUGUUGAGCCUCCUGUGUUGCACCACGAUGUCAAAUCUGCCAAUGUUCUGCUUGUAGAUGAUAGCCAUGCCAAACUUACAGAUUUUGGCCUGCCAAAACUGGGCCAUAGAGAUAGUUGGGCUGCACCAACCCCAGUUAAGGGUAGCUAUGGUAUUGUUGGAGAUGAUAACAAACCGCAAAGCCAUGAAAGAUUUUGA
This is a messenger RNA of Cryptomeria japonica (Japanese cedar), 717 nucleotides long. RefSeq lists its product as uncharacterized. The record is from RefSeq and is a predicted model, not a curated record. Lineage: Eukaryota; Viridiplantae; Streptophyta; Pinopsida; Cupressales; Cupressaceae. Gene Ontology annotation, molecular function: ATP binding; protein kinase activity. Gene Ontology annotation, biological process: protein phosphorylation. The transcript is spliced from 2 exons. Bases 1 to 717 code for a protein of 238 amino acids.